AUGCCACAUACGAUCUUCACGCUCCAACAGAACGUCUAUAAUGCCGAUCAUGAUCCCAUAGUUGUCGAAGACGUUGACGAGCACAGUGUUUCUCUUCCAGCCUUGCGGCGCUUUAUCAACUCAACUCAAGGCCGCGCCGUAGGAGUGGCAGCCACGUAUCGCACCGACUGUACUAUUUCGUGUCUGGCAUUUGCAACGCUCACUCGAGCGCUCGUCGUCCACUUUUUUCCUUCGAAAAAAUCGAAUCCGCAGUGGAAGAAGAAGAAAGCCCAAGAAGAACAGCCUCCGGUUUCCCGAGGACGUACCCUCAUACAAGACCAAAUUCUGUGCGACGCUGUCAUCAAACUCUAUGGGUACAGGAUAGACAGGAUCGCACUUGGUCUCUUCCUGGACCUUUCGCUUCGCAUCAAUGCUGCAGUUGACAUCCUGUCAGUGUCUAAAAGCAACCGGCGCUCCCUCCAGGCAAUUAUGAACGCCUUGGGAGGCGAGACCUUACUCCAGAAGGCCAACGUGAAAAGCCUCUUCGAUCAUAGAGAAGGGGAUGUGGCAACGAACGAUGCGGUGCUCCAGGCUUGGGCAGCAUGUCGCGCUGCCACACUUCCUCACAUGACGUUGGGAUAUGCUGCCCUAUCUCGAAUCGCUACAGACAUAAUGCCAGAUCUUCAUCUGAGUGCCCUGGCAAAGAUCUCUCGGGACGCUGAAAUUUUGGAGUCUUUGAAGCCGACGAAAGUCGUCAACAAUGUCAAAGCAGACUUCCACUCCAAGAAGGGUAAUCUCAACCUCGAGUGCACUCGCUUCCGUACUCGUAUCAUGAAGGGCAGCAAUCAGGUGUGUAAAUUCAUGAGACGUUUUGCCACCGACUCUGAACGUUCGAACUUACAGGUCGUCCACAUCGAAACGCUGGUCGGAGAUCGGAAAUCAAUAAUCACUGGCCGCGCAUUGCACGUAGAUGGAAGACAGGCUCAUAUCAACGUUGGCAAAGGUGGUGUACAAGCCUCGGGGAAGGUUAUCUCCGUGACCACUGUCGGGAAAGAAGACCUGACAUUCGCUGAAUCAUACAAAGAAGAUGUAGUGCUAAAGGCGCUUCAAGGCACCAUCACAUUGACCGAACAUCCAUUCUUCUGUACUAUCUGGGCACCGACGUUAAACGUCUCAUGGCCAUCUCCAACUCAGAAUGCUCACAGUGCGCCGUCUGUGCACUAUCCGAGCGGUUCAUUGAACCCCUCGCAGUACAUAGCAGUGGAGCGAAUUCUUUCGCACGCGAACAAGGACCGUAUGUUACUUAUUCAGGGUCCUCCUGGCACUGGCAAAACAACAGUCAUAGCGGCCAGUGUCGACAGUAUCAUCAAGACUGGCCAUAUGGAGAGUACGAUUUGGCUUGUCGCGCAGUCGAAUGUGGCUGUCAAGAAUAUCGCAGAAAAGCUUGACAAGGUUGGCUUCCGUGAAUUUAAACUUCUUGUAUCCAAAGAUUUCCAUCAUGACUGGCAUGAACACCUCUACGAGCGACUGGAACAUUGUUUUAUACGAUCCGACGAGAUCGGUGGCGGAAUCGUUGGUGCUUCCCGGCUUUUACUCGACGCAAGAGUCAUACUUUGCACGUUGAGUAUGAUGUCCAAUCCGCGUAUCGAAUUCAUCACUCGUGUCGUCCCGGUACAAACCGUGAUAUUCGACGAGGCAAGUCAAAUCGAAGUAGGAGACUACCUGCCGCUGCUUCAGCGUUUCCAGCACAGCCUCCAGAAGAUGGUAUUCAUCGGUGAUGACAAGCAACACCGAAUGCCAGUUGUCAUUGGCAACUUCAUCUCCCGUCAUGUAUACGGCAAUCAAUUGAAGACCUCGCACGAUAACUUCAGCAAGACAGUAUGUCAUUUCCUGGAUGUCAAAAGGGGCCAGGAGAAGAAAACGGGACACAGCUGGAUAAACUCACAAGAGAUAGCCGUGGUUAUCCACCUCGCCCGUAUAUACGUGGAGCAGGGCAGGCGGUACAGGGUCCUCACCCCGUACGACGCUCAGAGGACGGCGAUCGAAAAGCAACUUGAAUUAGCAAGGCUCCCUUGGGAAGAUAAGUGCUUCAACGGCGUAGGGUUCUUGAAGAAUGUGCGCAGGACGAACGUCAUGCUGACGCGGUGCAAGGAAAGCAUGAUCAUUUGCACGAGCCGUGAUUUCGUGACGAAGGGUAAAGCAGCAGCCACGCUGGUCGGACGGCUUGCUGCUACCAUGGGCCCAGAGGCGUGGCUGGAUGGUCGUGACGUUAUCAAUGGCAUCUUAAAAUUGAACUAA
This is a messenger RNA of Suillus paluster, 2277 nucleotides long. Its product is annotated as P-loop containing nucleoside triphosphate hydrolase protein. NCBI's taxonomy places the organism in Eukaryota, Fungi, Basidiomycota, Agaricomycetes, Boletales, Suillaceae. The record is from RefSeq and is a predicted model, not a curated record. The transcript is spliced from 6 exons. Bases 1 to 2277 code for a protein of 758 amino acids.